Messenger RNA from Punctularia strigosozonata HHB-11173 SS5, 1389 nucleotides. RefSeq names its product FAD-binding domain-containing protein. Lineage: Eukaryota; Fungi; Basidiomycota; Agaricomycetes; Corticiales; Punctulariaceae. The transcript is spliced from 10 exons. The record is from RefSeq and is a predicted model, not a curated record. Gene Ontology annotation, molecular function: FAD binding; oxidoreductase activity. The coding region runs from base 1 to 1389 and encodes 462 amino acids.
AUGGCCACAUUGAACACCAUCUACUCCUUGUUUCGUAAGGAUCAGGUGUUUGCGCCUGAAGAUGGUGAGGCAUACCGCGAGUCAAUCCGUCGAUGGGCAGAGAAUGCAGAACGAAAUGCGCAGUUCGUUGUCUUUGUCGAGUCUGCCGCCGACGUCUCCAAAGCCAUAACGUUCGCGACGAAGCAUAACCUCGACAUCGCCAUCAAAGGCGGAGGCCAUUCCUGCUCGGGCGCAUCUUCCUCAGAAGGCCUCGUGAUCGACAUGGGCCGCCUCAACUCCGUGCGCGUCGACGAAGCCCAGAAGCGCGUGAUUGUCGGCGGCGGCGCGCUCUGGGCCGACGUCGACGUCGAGUCCGCGAAGUACGGCCUCGCGGCCGUGGCCGGCACGGUGAACCACACCGGGGUCGGAGGAUUCACGCUCGGAGGCGGAUACGGAUGGCUGACGCCCAAGUACGGUCUCGCGAUCGAUAACCUGGUCGAGGCGGAGGUCGUCCUCGCCGACGGAUCCAUCGUCAGCUGCAGUGAGGAGAAGGAACCGGACUUGUUCUGGGCGAUCCGCGGAGCGGGCAGCAACUUUGGCGCCGUGACGUCCUUCACCUUCAGAGCGCAUCCGCAAAAGAGCACCGUCUGGGCCGGUCUGAUCAUCUACCCGCCUACCGCGCUAGCUGCGGUGUGGAAAGCUGCGGAGACGUGGGUCAAGACCGCCGGUGAGGACUCCAGUCUGCAUCUGUUCAUGGCUUGCCCGCCUCCAGCGCAUAAGCCUACCGUUGUCGCAGUCCCCUUCUUCAACGGUAGUGCUGAGGAAGGCAAGAAGAAGUUCGGCGCUUUCUACGACAUCGAGAUAGUAAAGGACUUGACCCGGGAGAUGCCCUACUCGGAGGUCAAUGGGGCACAGAACAUGUUGGCGACGCACGGGGACCGCAAAGCGUUCAAGAGCACCGUUAUGACGUCCUUCGAUCCAGCGCGUUACCAGGAAGUCUUCAACAAGUAUUCCCAAAUCGUGACCGCUCAUCCGGAGGCUCACGAUACCGUGAUUAUGUACGAGUUACAUCCGUUUGAAAAGGUCGCUGCUGUCCCCAACACCGCGACCUCCUUCGCCAACCGAGGCGAAUGGUACAACAUCAACUUUGCGGCGCGUUGGAAAUCGCCGGAGCUCGACGAUACGAUGCGCGCCUGGGCUGGGGAGCAGGUCAAAUACCUUCGAUCCCGAUCGGAGAAUGAUACGCACGCCAAGCUCGCCGGCACCCGUGCCUACGCAAACUACGGUCUUGGCGACGAGAAAGUGCGAGAUAUCUUCGGUGACAACUACGAUCGUCUUGCCGAAUUGAAAGUCAAGUAUGAUCCGGACAACGUGUUCCACAAAUGGUACCCUGUGGCAUCGCAAUCAUGA